AUGGAUCUGCCGGUUUCUUUACGACGCGCCCGGAGGACGAGUGCUGCUUAUGCAGAUAGCCAUAGCACAGCUAUCAAAAGUGGUUCAUCAUGUUGCCUCACAGCAACACCACGCAAGCGAGGCAGACCGAAGAAACACGUGCGUUUCUCGGACCCGGGACCAUCACUGGGGUCUUCUAGCAGCCCAGCAGCGACAGGCCUGACGCCCAUGAUCCGGCGGACAUCUCUAUCUGCCCCUGCCCAAAGACGCCAUUCAACGCCAUCUCGUCCAGCAAACGGCGCUGGAUUGGAUCUGGACUCGCCCUCGGUGCCUCUCAGUGGAGAGGUUACUUUUCUGCCGCUCAGACAGGUCCUCGACGGUCGUGUCAAACGCCGCAUUAGGCGAAAUGGCCUGAGCGAAGAGAUGAACCUGAUCCAUGCCGAGAAGAAGAGGAGAGCCGCAGAGACGAGGGCAGAGAUUGAGCAGCUCAAAGCCGAGCUUGCCGCCAAGGAUGCUGAGAUCGAGCAGCUCCAGACCUUUGAUGAUACCGUCGCCCAGGACACCGGGCGCAUCAUUGAGCUCGAGAGGCAGGUGGACGAGCUGAGGCAGCAACUAGAGAAUAAAUCUGGGUCUCACGACAAGACCUACGAUUGGACCAUGGCUGCCAGAGAUCCAUUCGCCGAGGACUACACCAUGAUGGAUCUGAACAGUGAUCCCAUGGACGCCGACAACGAGGAUGACUUCGGCGAGACGACCAUGGCGGAUCUCCAUUGCAGCACACCCACCCGCCGCAACCGUGCCAUCAGCUCGUUCCCUAGCCCUCCCCUCACAAGCCCAACCACGAUGCCAAUGACGCCAAGCUCUCACUGCCGGACGCCACGGUCCCAUGCUGGAGUGCAAGUCGCAAUGCUCGAUACAGAGAAGCAACAGAUCGAAGAAGAGCUUGCUUCGCUUCAGCUUGAGAUCUCCAAGCUCACUGGCACGCUCGAAUCAUACCAGUCUCUGACUGAUCGGCUCGCAAGCCAGCUGUCUGGGGUUCCGCAACCAGCGGACUUGCCAUCAUCCGAUGAACAACAGACAAAUGCCAGCUCUCCUAAGCCAGACUUAGAACGGCAUCUAAAGCACGCCCUCCAGUCUCUGUCAGACCGGACCGCAGCUUUGCUUGCUCUAUCGUCAUCGCUAAGCGAACUUGGCUUCCCGGGAUCGGAUGCAUCCGAGAUUGUCACUUCGCUGUCCACAGCCUUCCGAACUGCGCGCCUGGAGCUUGAGUAUCUCACUCCUGGCGAGGUUGCUCUCCCCCUCACCUCUGCUGGCGCCGAGGUCCUAGAUCUCCUCCUGAACAAGCUCAGAGACCUCGCCCGCAAAAGCAAAGAGGCGGAUGACGAGAUCGACGAGUAUCACGAAAUGGAGCUGAGCCUUCGCAAGCAGCUGGGCGCCCGAGUCGAAGCUAUGGAUGGGCUUGUGCGCGAGGUCAACCGCCUAGAAGCAGAGGCAAAGGCCAAAGACGAGAAGAUCUCGGAUCUCGAGCUUGGUGUCGACAGGCUCAAGGGUGCCGUCGCCAGUUAUACUAGGGAUGUUUCUGAGCUGGAGCGGCUAGUCGAGCGGAUCGAAGGCGAUCUCCAGAACAAAGUCACCGAGGCGACAAAGCUCAGCGAGGAAAAGGAGCAACAAGUCCAAGCUCACCUCGAAGCCGCCAAGCUGAAAGACGAGACCAUUGUAGAGUUUGAGCGGAAGCUCGCCGAGGCGGUGACGCAGACCGAGAGCUUGCUGAACGAGCUUUCUUCCGCACAGGACGAACACCAGCGGGCCAAGGAGAAACACCAGGAGCGCCUCACGUCUCUGAACAAGUCGCACGGCCAAGCCCUGGCCCUGCGCGACGCUCGCGUAUCCGAGCUCCGGGAGGAGGUCGACCGGGUCAACAGCGCGCUGCGCUCUGCUCACGAGACGGUGCGGCAGCUGCGUGUCGAGAACUCUGGUCUGGAGAAGAAGCUCGAGGACGAGAAGACGAGGGCGCGAGCGGCUAUUGACGCCGUCAAGGCAGAGCUGGAGCGCGUCGCUCGAAUGGGACAGGAGUUCCUGGCGCAGACGCCCAAGAAGAAUAGAGAGACGCGGGCGAGCCUGAGCCUGGCCGAGAGCGCGCAGAAGGGCGGCGCUGCAGGUCAGGGGCUUCUAGGUGGUGAUCUCGCCCGGAGGAAGUCUGGGGCCGGCAAGAAGAGGAGACGAUAUGACAGUGGGCUAGGCUUCUUGGAUGAGGAGGAAGUCGAUGCCGAGUAUUGA
This is a messenger RNA of Thyridium curvatum, 2256 nucleotides long. RefSeq lists its product as uncharacterized. The coding region runs from base 1 to 2256 and encodes 751 amino acids. The record is from RefSeq and is a predicted model, not a curated record. Lineage: Eukaryota; Fungi; Ascomycota; Sordariomycetes; Thyridiales; Thyridiaceae. The transcript has a single exon.